Messenger RNA from Dreissena polymorpha, 5779 nucleotides. RefSeq names its product serine/threonine-protein kinase ICK-like. Gene Ontology annotation, molecular function: ATP binding; protein serine/threonine kinase activity. Gene Ontology annotation, biological process: protein phosphorylation; cilium assembly; intraciliary transport. The record is from RefSeq and is a predicted model, not a curated record. Gene Ontology annotation, cellular component: cytoplasm; cilium; nucleus. Bases 340 to 2067 code for a protein of 575 amino acids. NCBI's taxonomy places the organism in Eukaryota, Metazoa, Mollusca, Bivalvia, Myida, Dreissenidae. The transcript is spliced from 14 exons.
AUCAUUUAAUCCUGUCAAUAAAUUAUUAAAAAAAUCAUCAGCAUCAUCUUAUCUUUCAAUGACGUAAGCGGCUCGUUUAUUUACGAUGGUUGCUACACUUCGUCACGUGACUCGUUUACGGAGCAAAUAGCAACAACUGUCAUGGCGGAGAUGUAAACCCAAGUCGUCAAUGUCCAUGGGAUAAAAGAAGAUGUUGCCUUUUAAUUUGAACAUUUUAAAGUUGACUUUAUGAAAUUUUUAUUGUGAGCGUUCUGUACCCAGUGAGACAGAUCUUCAGGUGCAACUGGAAGAAAUAUUAUAAAAUUGUUUGUUAGAAAAAAAGUGAAAAAGACAUAAAUUAUGAAUCGAUAUGCAGUUACAAAACAGCUUGGAGAUGGGACAUAUGGCAGCGUCCUCUUGGCUACGUGCAUUGAGACAAAUGAGAAAGUGGCCAUUAAAAAGAUGAAGAAGAAGUACUACUCAUGGGAUGAGUGCUUAAAUCUCAGGGAAGUCAAGUCUUUGCGAAAACUAAACCAUGCAAACAUUGUGAAGCUGAAGGAAGUGAUACGGGAGAAUGACCAGCUCUUCUUUGUGUUUGAGUUCAUGAAGGAAAACCUCUACCAGAUGAUGAAAGACAGAGACAAGUUGUUUCCAGAGUCAGUGAUCAGGAACGUUAUCUACCAGGUGCUACAGGGGCUAGCCUUCAUGCACAAACAUGGUUUCUUUCAUCGUGACCUGAAACCUGAAAACUUGUUGUGUUCAGGGCCAGACUGUGUCAAGAUUGCAGAUUUCGGUCUGGCACGAGAAAUACGAUCUCGGCCACCUUACACAGACUAUGUCUCUACAAGAUGGUAUAGGGCUCCAGAAGUUUUAUUACGGUCAACAAAUUACAACAGUCCAAUAGACAUAUGGGCAGUGGGGUGUAUAAUGGCAGAAAUGUACACAUUACGUCCGCUGUUCCCAGGCAGUUCAGAGAUAGAUGAAAUAUUUAAAGUGUGCACAGUCCUUGGUACCCCCAAGCAGGAGGACUGGGACGAGGGCUAUCGCCUAGCAACCGCAAUGAACUUCCGUUGGCCCCAAUGUGUUCCUCAGAACCUGAAGUCACUGAUCCCCAAUGCCAGUAACGAGGCCAUACAGCUCAUGAAGGACAUGAUGCACUGGAACCCACAGAAGAGACCCACAUCCAGUCAGUGUUUGCGGUAUUCAUACUUCCAAGUUGGUCAGAAUCUCGGGACAACCCAGCCGGCCCCAUCACGACCUCCAGUCCAGAACACCACACCGGCCCAGCCGGCCUAUCGACAAUCGCCCGAGAAACCAAGUGUAGCGUCACCGCAGCAACCCAGUGUGGGGCGAAUGUUCCACGAGAAACCCACCGUACCCAACGUGCAACAGCCUGUUGUGCCUAACUACAGUCAGAAGCCAGCCAAUCAAGACUUGGAUGAUGGCUUCCAGUUAUCUGUCACAAAGAAGCAGAGUGCGAGGAAACGCUGGGGAGGGGGAGUGUCAGAUACAUGGGACGAUUUUGAUGAUCAGGAUUUCGGUGUUCCUAGGAAACAGAAAGCCUCGCCCGCCAAGCCUUUGCCAAGUAUAGGCGGCCAGAAUGAAAAGAAAGAAAACAUGUUCAAUGACGAUGAGGAUGAUUUCUUGUCGAGUAUAUUAGGUAAGAAGUCUUCAAAGGGGAAUCAGAGGGUACCGUCUGGUCGAUCUCGCGAGUCUUCGGCUAAACAGCACUAUAUGUCUAAGGCCAGAUACCUUCCUGGUAUAAACCCAAAAAGCAGUUCUCAGAAGGAGUCAGGUGUCCCUGGGCCCCUGGGUGGGGCAAACUGGGGAAGCCCCUCCCUCAACAAGGGCAGUGGUAUGAAUAUAGGGCGUGGCAACCCAAGCAUGGUCGGGAGCACAGGGUCACCAUCAUAUGUCCCUUCAUUCUUAUCGAGUAAUAAACCAAACACAGACUACUCUAAUGUGAGCUGGAAGCGCGCCCAACCGGCCCCCAUCGCUCUCAACAAGAACUCUGCGGGGUAUCGACAACCAGUAGGGGGUGCCCCUGCAGGAAGGACUGACUGGGCCGCCAAGUAUUUGAAGUCAUGAUAGCUGUUUUCUCAUCACCUGAAGUAUUUCAUCAAGAACAAUCAUUCUUCACCUUGUGUUUACACAUCCAAUUAUAAGAAAACUCUGUUGAAUAGAAAUUUUAACAUGCACCAUGUCAUGAAUAGCUAUUUCCCUAUAACAUUCAAUGUUGACCUUACCAAAUUUUGGUGCAAGUAUGUCACAUAUAUUUAUUUGAGUAAAUCACAUUUAAAUAGUACUGUAUGUAUGAAAUCUGUUCCCUAAAUGCAUUUGUGUUUUUGUGAAAUGUUGUCCAUGACUUUUGAUGAAAAAUAUAUGACAAUUGUAAAUACUUGUUCUUCAACAUUCAUAGAUAAUUUUACUCAUAUUUUUGUAUGUACAAAUCAUAAAGAUAUUAAUGCAGAAGCCUGUGAUUUUAUGUGCUUUAAUCAUGGUGAAAAAUAUUUUACCUUUAUUCAAACUGUGUCUGAAAUAGGCACAGUUGAUUUAUCUGGUAAAAGGAAAUACAUUGCAAGUAGUCGGAAAACCAAAUGAUGGUUUUGGAAUAAAUAAUCAUUUACAAUAUACAUAUGUUUAGAUUCAACAUGUAUUAUAUUUUAAGAUGAAAUAGAAUGUUUUAGUUUUGUUCAAUUUAUUGUCACUGAAGUUAUUAUCAAGCUGUAUAUGUAAAUAUUUUUACAAAAAAGAGAGAUCUAAAACGCAUUAUUUAGCGUAUAACUGGUGUUAAAUGUUUGUGACAUUUGAUAGAGAAGACAAUAGUUCACAAGAUGACUAGAUGAAUUCAAUAUUUCCACACAUUUAACAAGUGUUUUUACUCCUUCUUAAUUCAAUAUUUUAUAACUGAAGUAUGCGUGCAGAUUAACUAUCUCAUCUUUAAGACAUUAACCUUUGUAAGCCAAACCAUACAAGAACAAAAAGUAUCAUAUACAUGUAUAUCCUUAGUUAUCUCAUUUUGGAGAUAGCAUAAUUUAUGGUGUUUGGUGUAUGAUGGCACCAGAAAUAAAGGACAUAAAUGUUUACAGUAAUGUAUAUUUCAUUUCAUUUCCUUUCCGUGUGUGCCAGAAUGUGUCAAAUAGUAAUUACUUCUUAAAGUAAGCUUAUAACCGUCCAUUUGCUAACUGUAAAAUGUUUACACUAAAAGCAUUAAUUGUAAGCUCAAUCAUUAUAUUUUGUCUCCGUGUUAAACCUGUUGUUUAUCUUAUCCGUUCUCUGAGGUCAAUUUCACACAUGCAAAAAGUAGAAAGGGUGGUGUAAGGGCCCUUUUCACGUUCUCGAGAUGUGUACUCUAGUACUCUAUGAGUUGCGGCCCUUGAUAAAACAAAUAGAUAAUGAGGCUGACAAUGUGAAAGCUGUAAUUUCCUAUUGAGGCAUUUUAAUCUAUUUGAAUUGGAUUCUUAUAAUUUCCAUUAUUAUUUCAAAGCUUUUAUCAGCCAGGCCAUAUAAUUGUUGUAGGUCAUGAAACCCUUUCUACAGCCAUUUUCCCCCUAUCUCUGAUUCAAGUAGGGCUGUUUUCAGCUACUGGCAUAAGUAUGUACACUUUUUCUGGUAAAUCAGCUAAGACAGAAAAAGUGUAUCUGAAAUACUGUUUUAAAUGCUGAACAAUCCAACUGCACUAGCAAACAAAUCAAAACUUGCUCCAAAAAAUAUGUAAAUUAUCGUUAUUCUUUAAUAUUAUCUUCAUGGCUUUCGGCUGUUGGCCAGGUGUAGUGAAACAAGAAAAUAGGAAAAGGAGAGAUUGUGCAUUUUUUAUUAUGUAAAGACAACAUUUUUGUUGCAAUUACAUGUUAAAAUAUUGUCCAUUCAAUAGAUUUAAGUAGAUGAACAAAAUGGCCUCUUUCAAUUUUGAAUUAUCUGUCCAUUGACCAUUUUACACAUUUUUUUUCUGUGCGUAUUUUAUGUUAUAUAUUUGUUUUUGACCUUUGAAAUAGAUUAUAAUGUUAUGUUUUGCUUUGUAUAUUUUAAUACAGAGUUCUAAAUCAUUUGUCAUAACUAAAAAUAUACGAAAUAAAGAUUUAUUUAAAGUUCGACGUUAUAUGAGUGCUUUGUGAUAUACUUGAUUUAUGUUGUGUCAAAACAAGAAAACACUGAAUUACUUGACUGAAAUAUUGUCCACUUGUCCAGUUCUAACGUUUUUAGCAGACAAACUGCCAUAAUCUUACGUAUAAUGAUGAUCUGUAUGAAACAAAACAGUCUCGGCAUUACAUCAACAUAUGUUAGAAUUAAUUAUGUAAGAACAAUUAAAAAAAAUUAUAAUAUCUAUAAGAAUGUAUUUUCAAUAAUUAUGGUGCUUUGUUCAGGUUUGUCAGUGUUUAAUUAUUUUGACAUUGUUGAAAAUCUGUGAUAAUAUUCCAACACUUGGAAUGCUUUAUUUUUUGUUAAUAUUAAAAAAUGUACAUUUAAUUAUAUAUUUAAUUUAAUCAUAUGGCAAUUUAUGAAAGCAAAUGGCUUUACUUGUAUCAAUUUACAGCACUAUCAUUUCCAGACAUGCACUUGAAUAAAGUAGUAUUCACAUGCUAAAUGUGUCUCUAGAAUUCUGUGUCUUUUCAUAUUAACAAUUCUUAAGUAUUCUGCGUCGUUUUCAAGGGUCAUUCUAAAUGUUUAUCAGUUUGAUAUAAGAUAGGGAAUUCAUGUCACCCAUUUAUGAAAUAUCUUUUACAUGUAUCUUCAAAAGAUGUUUAUGGGAAUUAAUACAUGUUCAUAUUAUCAAUAUCCAAUCAUUAAGCAUUUUCAUGCAUACAUGUAGUUUCAUUAUUUUAUUGAUUUUUUCUUAACAUAAUUAGCAGAUUCUACCAGUUACGGGAAAAUAUUAUUAAAAUAGGUUAUUCAUUUUAGGCUUUUGUGUUGAUAUAUUCUUUCAAUAUAAAGGCCUCAGAAUUUGUUCUAUCGAAAAAUAAUGUACCAAGUUUAAUACGAAAUGUAUUAUACACGUUAAGUCUCCAAAUUUACAUCAAAGCAGAGGUUAGAGAGCUAAAUGGUUAAAUAUUAAACCAAGUCAAAACAAGAAAUCGUUCAAUCAAGAUGCAUGUAUUUGAAUGGCUAAUGUAUGCAAGUAUGCAUGUUCAUUGGAGGUCCUAUUUCCAUUCCUAUUUUUGGGGUUAAUUAUCACAAUUGUUAUUAUGUGCUACUUAAGGAGGAUUUAAAACCUUCUAAAUGAAGUUUUAAUACACAUUUGUACAAAGUUAGGUAUCACGUUUUUACACGUUUAAACAUGUAGCCCCAUAAUAUGUAUAGGCACUGAUUUCCAUGUUAUUGGACUUUAAUGUUUCUCGCAUUUGUCUACACUAUUUUGUCUACAAAAGCACAUUAAUUUGUUUUAUCUCAAAUUGGAUGUAUUGGAAAACAUAUGUUAAGUUGUGAUUAUUGUUCAAAACUGAUUAAAAUGUACAGGUAACUUCUGUAGAUAUUUUCCAUUUUCGUAAAAGAUGUGACUUUUUAGUGAGCUAAAUUAUUGGAUCAAAUAGGUUUAUGUUCUUGCCCGUGUUCCAAUAUUGAUUUUACUUUUAUAUAAUAGCAUUAAUAUGCACUAUAUAGUUUUACUAUUGUUUUUGGGUCAUUGGGCUUUUAUAAUUUGGGAAUUAUGAAUUUAUGUAUGUUUUUGUGGAUUGAAUAACUGUUUUCAUUAAAUACACACACUUGUGUCAUGCGAGUUAUGUUUAAGUAUUAUGUACACACUAGUAUGCCAUGCUAUGGCUAAUUCCCUGUACAAUAGUAAAUAAAAUUACAUUAAAAGUCA